Messenger RNA from Aaosphaeria arxii CBS 175.79, 1110 nucleotides. RefSeq lists its product as uncharacterized. Gene Ontology annotation, molecular function: protein kinase activity; ATP binding. The transcript has 2 exons. The record is from RefSeq and is a predicted model, not a curated record. Bases 30 to 998 code for a protein of 322 amino acids. Gene Ontology annotation, biological process: protein phosphorylation. Lineage: Eukaryota; Fungi; Ascomycota; Dothideomycetes; Pleosporales.
GGAGGAAUAAGCUACCGCGUGAAAUUCGUAUGCACCAGCUUGUCGAUCAAUAUAGGGACAGCGAGAAUGACGACGGACACCAGCAUCUGGCCGAACUCCGGGGAUAUAGACUGAUGAUGCACAAUGACCGUUAUCGACUGUAUCUGGAGUACUAUGAUUAUGGCGAUAUGUAUCAUAUCGUGCAAAAUCUCCUCCAGCAUGACGACGAGGAUGCAGAGCCAGGCCCUCACCUCGAAACUCGGGAUUCUGAUGGUGGCAGAGUCAUACCGGAAAACUUCCUAUGGUAUUUUCUCCAUGGAAUUGUCGAAGGUUGUCUGGUCUUGCAGAAGGGUAAAGGAAACCGAAAGGGCAAGGUCACGGGGUGGAGACCCAUCCAGCAUGCCGACCUUACCGUAAUGAAUGUAUUCCUCCAGCCGGCUGAAGACGAGAAAAAGUGGCCAAUACCAGUCGUGGGUGACUUUGGGUUGGCGUUCUAUACACAGUCCCGCAACCCCGCCGGAGACAAUCCAAAGCAUUAUGGCUUCGAUACACAAAUGCCCAGAUACCCGCCCGAGAUGCAGCCUCGGCAGUGGUCCCUGCAAAACCCGUAUCAAAUUGACCAAAAAGCCGACGUCUGGAUGAUUGGUGUCAUUCUGUGGGUACUAAUCACGAGACGACAUUCCGAGGAGGGACCCCUUUGGGACAAUGGUGGUAUACGUAGUAGUUUGCACACCAUGCCCCCGGCUGGGAAUACGGGUGUGCUUGAGCCUACGAACAACAUAUACGAUUCCUCUAUCGGCAUCUAUCGGCCUCGUUUGCUUGCACUUGUGAGGCAGUGCCUGUCAUACUACCCUUGGGAUCGACCAACCCUGAAGGAGAUCAAGGAAGAGAUCGAGGAACAUUGGAGCGACUUUCCGGACGAAAAGAAUGACAUGAGGAGCAUGAGGUUCAUGGCGCGGAGUGAGUUUCACAAGUAUAGAUUGCACCCGGAUUAUCGCCGUUCGAACAAGCCAAAGUAGCGGAUGGAAACCAAGUAGAGCUGUGUAUAUACAGGGGACGUUGGAAACCAUCAAUCAGUGAUGGAUAUCAAGAUUUCGUCAUGACCGAUUCCAGCGAAUUGAAGCGUACUCU